AUGAAGGUGUGCGUGGUAGGUGCUGGUGCCAGCGGGCUUCCGGCAAUCAAGUCAGCUGUUGAGAAGGGGUUCAAGGUGACCUGCUUCGAAAAAUCAAAUGACAUUGGCGGCAUUUGGCGCUACAAGGAAGACCCAUGCCCAGGAGAAGGGACAGUGAUGAAAACGACCGUAAUCAAUACCUCGAAGGAGAUGACCGCCUACAGCGACUUCCCCCCGCCGGCCCAUUGUGCUAAUUUCAUGCACAACUCCGAGUUGUUGAAAUAUUUCCGAGCAUACGCUGACCACUUUGACCUUCAACGCUAUAUCAAGUUCCAACAUGCCGUGAAUAGCGUGAAACGAUGCGAUGAUUAUGAGGAUUCUGGGCGUUGGAGUGUGACUUGGACCAAUCAAAUCAGCGGUAAAACCGAAACCGGAAUCUUUGAUGGAGUAAUGGUGUGCACUGGUCACCACACAGAAGAAUACUGGCCAAAGCCCUUCCCAGGGCAAACCCAAUUCAAAGGAAAAAUCCUCCACAGUCACGAAUAUCGUGACUCAAAAGGCUUUGAAGACAAACGGGUGGUCAUUGUGGGUAUCGGCAACAGCGGCGGUGAUUUGUGCGUGGAAUUGAGCAAGAUUUCGAAAAGAGUCUUCCUGGCUACUCGAACAGGCACUUGGGUGAUGAACAGAAUUUGGGACUUUGGGGAGCCGUACGAUUUGGCAUACUUGAACCGAUGCAUGCAAGGGUUCCGGAAAAUAUUGCCGCUCAGUUGGAAUAAUUGGGUUCUGGCUAAUAAGUUAAAUACACGGUGCGAUCACGGAAGAUAUGGCCUUCAGCCAAAACACAGGCCACUGGAAGCACAUAUGACUGUUAAUGAUGAAUUGCCGAAUAGAAUUGCUUGUGGGAUGGUUACGGUGAAACCAAAUAUUGCUGCAUUUGGUGAGGAUGAGGUGAUUUUUGAGGAUGGAACUAUCGAAAAAGUGGAUAUUGUGGUUUUCGCAACUGGCUAUUCUUUCGGCUUCCCCAUCCUGGAGGGUGGAGAAUUGAUCCCAGUACAUGAAAACAGAGUCAACCUAUACAAAUACAUGUUCCCACCAGAUCUGGCAACACAUAACACCCUGGCAGUCAUCGGGUUAAUCCAGCCUGCCGGCUCCAUCAUGCCCAUCUCCGAGAUGCAAACGCGCGUAUUCACCGGAGCGUUAGCUGGCGAAGUGCACCUUCCCAACCGAAAGGCAAUGCUGAAGGAUGUGCAAAGGAAACAAGUGAAAAUGCAAGCACGAUUUGUUUGUAGCCGACGCCACACAAUUCAAGUUGAUUACGUGAACUAUAUGGAGGAGUUGGCGCGGAUAAUCAAUGCUAGGCCGAAUAUUGCUUUGCGCUGGUUGAGCGAUCCGAAACUGGCGAAAGUGCUGUUCUUCCAUGGAUUGGCACCAUAUCAGUACCGCUUAGAUGGCCCAAACGCGUGGCCAGGGGCCCGAGAUGCCCUGCUCGGCAUGGAUGAGCGCGUCUUUGAGGCGACGCGAACCAGGAGGACCAAGGAGACUCUUCAAUCAAAAUCAUUCACCAAGAUCAAAUACCCGUAUCGAGCCGUUGUCGCU
Messenger RNA from Mesorhabditis spiculigera, 1575 nucleotides. The record is from the annotation of a GenBank genome assembly. Lineage: Eukaryota; Metazoa; Nematoda; Chromadorea; Rhabditida; Rhabditidae.